CUAUGCAUUUAGUUGACCAAUCAGAUUCCGAGUUUCUGCUAGAACGCACGCGCUGUUUGGGUGUGCGCUCGUGCUGUCGGUCUUGGGUUGUCAAAUCGCUCGAGCGUCCUCUGCACCUGCGCAUGCACCAAGAAAUAUUUAUAAAACAUAAAAUAUCGAAUAUUUGGCGUUUUAAUGACCGAAAAUGCAGAAGAGUUUAGUGUAUCUGUUUGUAAUGUACGUGUUGGCGGUAGGAGCGAGUUCUCUGGGGCGCACGGGGCAGCCGUGUGUCGCCCCGUUACAGUGGGAGGGUCGAACCGUCCAGUAUGACCACAGCACCGGGAGGAACACGCGCGCAUCCGUGGCGUAUGAUGCAGUAAAUCAACGCAUAAGAGUGUUCGAGCAGAAGACAGGACACACACCGUGCAAAAAGUUCUUUGAAUACAUCUACUUGUUUAAGAGUGGCGUGUUUUUCCAGAUUGAACAAGUCACCAAAGCAUGUGCUAAGCUUAAUUUGACUGAGGCUUGGGACCCAUAUGACAUCCCAAUGAACUCCACAUAUGAGGAUCAGUAUUUCAUUGGUGGGCCUGAAGAUAUGAUUGAGGUUCAAGAGUGGUCUGACCGAAAGCAUGCUCGCAAAGAUGAGACCUGGGUGGGAGUUUACACCAUGAAAGACUGCUACCCCGUGCAUGAGACGUACACUAAGAACAGCAGCGUGACCACCACCACUCGCUUUUUUGACCUGGAACCGGGCAUCAGUGACCCUGAAGUGUUCAUCCCACCCAGCACCUGCACGUCGGCUCUGUCUGAACCUAUGACCUCUGACUGCUGAGCCUUUUAUUUCUAGUCAAUCACUUUUCUGCUGUCUGCUCAGCUUGAUGAUUGGCACAUACAGUAGUAGCUAGGAUUUCUAGGUGGAUAAUAAAGUCAUUGAGACAGAAUGAAAAGUAAGUUUAUCUACCUGGAAAGCAUAUUCGUAGCUUUAUACACGAUUGAAUAAAAGAAUAUACAUAAUUUUUAGUAACUUUUGUGCCUAAGAUUUAAACAGGAAUACAUUCCCAAAUGCAACGCAUACAUAGGCAACCAUAUUUCACUUCAACCUAACCUAAGCAUAUUUCUGCAUUCUGUCCCCACAUCUAACAGUUAAUUCAGCUUAUAUUUCUUUUUUAAGAACAAAUCUAAUGUGAAUGGUCCCAUUUCUGACUGGCUUUUACUCAUGCAAUUUAUAUUACAUACUGUAUGUAACAUGUCUGCUUUAAUUUUCAUUAAUCCAUGCUACAAACC
Tachysurus vachellii is the source of this 1263-nucleotide messenger RNA. It is a transcript of the gene epdr1, whose product is annotated as ependymin related 1. Gene Ontology annotation, biological process: cell-matrix adhesion. The transcript is spliced from 3 exons. Gene Ontology annotation, molecular function: calcium ion binding. Gene Ontology annotation, cellular component: lysosome; extracellular region. The record is from RefSeq and is a predicted model, not a curated record. The coding region runs from base 185 to 811 and encodes 208 amino acids. Lineage: Eukaryota; Metazoa; Chordata; Actinopteri; Siluriformes; Bagridae.